AUGUCAUUCGCCAUCAAAAAUUCGAUAUUCAAUCAAUUUGAGAAUUUAUUUUGUAGAUUCAACUCUAUCAAUUCCCAAAAGAGGAGACAAAUGAAAUAUUUCCGUUUAUUAGUUAGACCACAAAACACUCAUUGUAGUAAAAGAAGAUUAGUUAAAUCUUACAACUCUGAUAUCACAUUCGCAUUGCAUUUAGAAAAAUCGAAUCGAUUUUCAGGUCACCUCUUAAAGACACCACUACCACCCACUCUUUCAAAAUUUACUGCAAUCAGUAAUACUGGAUAUCCAACUACAUUACUGUCGUCGUCAACUUAUCAGAGUAAACACCCAUCAACCACAACCGCCAUUCCAUCACUACCACUACUUCCACCACCACUACUACCACCACCAUCAAGCCAGACUCGUCAAAAACAUCAAGCCAUAGCACACUCUCAGAGUGUCGAGGCCUACCUGACCAAACCCAUCAAAACUAUCUGUCUAACAAUCAGACAAAUCCAAACAGUUCAAUUGCAAUCAGCCAAUCGAUCGUGUUUAUUAUCACCCCAACCACUCUCAUAUAUUUAUAUUUAUAUUCCAAACAUGUCCAAUAACAAUAAUAAUAAUAAUAAUAGCCAUCAUCAGAAAAUGAAUCAACAAGGCUAUCCAAAUCCACUACAACACUCUCAGGAUUCAUCGAUGGAUUAUCAACAACCCACUCCACAGCAAGCACACUAUCCUAUGCAACAACCAGCCAGCUUCUCUGUGGAUUAUAUAUAUCAACAACAAAUGCUUCUUCAACAACAGGAGCAAUCUCAACAACAUAUUCAUAUGCAUCCACAACCUCAACAACAAUAUCAGCAACCUGGACAUACACAACAACAACAACACCAUCACCAAUUUCAUAAAAGUGAUUCAACGUCAGAGUUGGAUGUAGCAAUGUCUAACGUUGAGAUGGACAGUGAAGAUGAAAACGAAGAGUAUCAAACCAAUGAAAAUUUAAACCAGUCAACUACACAGAUUUCACAUCCUCCUCCGCCAACCACAACACCAUCACCGCCACCACACAUUCAGCACACACCAACUCCACAUGUUCCUCACCAAAUUGUAGAAUAUCCAGUCACUGGCUACCACCAAUAUCCACACCACUCAUAUAUACAUCAUGGAAUUUCCUAUGCACAAUACCCAAAUGUGUCCAAUCGACAAGCUACAACACCGUCGUCUACAUCUACCAAUACAACACCACCAACUACACCAACUGGCCAAACCUAUCAAUAUUCAUACUACCAGCCACAUGCCAACAUGAAAGCAUACGGUGGAUAUCAUCACAUUCACCAUCCACAUCCACAACAAGCAACUGAGUUACACCCUUCUUUCCACCCAUCUUCACUGCAAGUUCCUCAACACCAUAUACAACAACCAACCUCGCCAGAUCGGUCACCUCGAAUCCUCAAACAAUCACCUAGGCACCAUCCAACUCAAGACAUAUAUCGACAAUCACUUUCCAAAUCCACCAUUGAGUUUCCAUCAUACUAUUACUCAUCGGAGCACCCACAACACCCAUCGUAUUACUCACCACCAUUAACACCACACCAUCACCAACAACCUUCCUACUACAAUCAAUAUAUACAAACACCUCCUCCCAUGUCAUUAUAUUACACUCCUCCCUCCACACCACACAGCUCAACCACCACCACCACCAAUAACAAUCCAUCAGAAGACAAUUCAACCAACAACAGUACCUGUAGUUCUACCUCUUCUUCAUCCUCCUCGAUAGCACCACCUCCUUCCACAUCCUCAACUUCCACUAACAACAAUCCAACUACCUCGACCACCACCACCACCACCACCAACAAUAAUUCAACAAAAAAGAGUGGUACCAACAUUCCACCUCUACAUCUAAAGAAAGCACUUGGUCACACCAAUAAACUACCCCACUCACCAACACAUCACCACCAACUUUCACCUACUCACAUGCAUUUGAACUCGUCAAACUCGCCACCACUGACGCCACCUUUGACACCAACCUCCAAUGUUCCACUGACGCCAACUCAUCCCUACAUACUACAACAACUACAACAAAGACUACAAGCAGAGGCAGAGUCAACACCGAUGUCUCCACAUUUCUAUCACAGUCCACAACAAUCACCAGUAUCCACUCCACCUCUUACACCACCCAUCAUUGGAUUCGGCUCACCAAUGAACUCACCUCGCAAUCCCAACUCGCCACGUCUCGAUAUCAUGAACAUACAGAUGUCACAUCUACAACAGCACAAGCGACAAUACGAAGCAAUGAUGCACAGUGCACUCGUCGGACUCUGGGAAGGCAUUGAAAACGAACUGGAAGAAGUCGAACCAGUCUCAAAGAACCACAUCAUACCAUUGGCAAGAAUUAAAAAGAUAAUGAAAAUGGAUUCUUCUGUUAAAAUGAUAAGUGCAGAUGCACCUAUUAUAUUUGUAAAAGCAUGUGAAUUGUUUAUUUUAGAGUUGACCACAAGAUCUUGGGUACAUACAGAGAUAGGAAAGCGUAGAACAUUACAAAAAUCAGAUAUUGUUCAUGCUAUUGCUCGUAAUGAUUGUUUUGAUUUCCUCAUUGACAUUGUGCCACGAGAUGAAAUCAAACCAAAGAAACCUGAAGAGCCUGUAAAAUCUACAUUCAUGGGUUCACAAGAAGGUCUGCAGUACAUGCAAUAUCUUCACCUACAAAUGUAUUUACAAGAGAAUAAGAAACAGAGUGCCAUUAAAAUAGAUUCUGUAGCAGCAAAGAAUUCAACAUCAUUCUUAAUGUAUAGAGGUAGUAAGUCAAAGAAGUUGUUGGGUGGUGGAAGUAAUAUUGGUAGUGGUAACAAAAUUGGAGGUCACAGUAAAUCGAGUAGUAGUCAUAACUUGAGAGAAUCUCUACAAGUCAAAGAUGAAGACACAGGUGAUGAAAGUGAUGAUGAAGAGGAAUAUGAUGAUGAAGAAUGA
This is a messenger RNA of Heterostelium album PN500, 2940 nucleotides long. Its product is annotated as histone-like transcription factor. Gene Ontology annotation, molecular function: protein heterodimerization activity; DNA-binding transcription activator activity, RNA polymerase II-specific. NCBI's taxonomy places the organism in Eukaryota, Evosea, Eumycetozoa, Acytosteliales, Acytosteliaceae. Gene Ontology annotation, cellular component: nucleus. The record is from RefSeq and is a predicted model, not a curated record. The transcript has 9 exons. Gene Ontology annotation, biological process: regulation of DNA-templated transcription. The coding region runs from base 1 to 2940 and encodes 979 amino acids.